AUGAGUGACCGAGUUCGACGACGCCGUAGCCGAGAACUACGAGUCCCUCGUCAGGACGGUGGUCUCUCACCAGCUUCACGACUUCGUAUCGCUGCUGAUGUUCAUCGCCAUUCCACCAGUGACGAUGAUUCUGGCUGUGUUCUUGAAGAAUACGCAUGGAUACCGAGUGGAUUGAAGCCUAAUGUGGUCCACAUGUAUUUUGCCUCGUUACCCGAGGAAAAAGUCCCCUAUGUGAACAGCGUUGGCGAAAAAUGGCGGUUGCGACAGUUACGACAUCAGCUUCCACCACAGGACUCGGAUCCUCGCUAUUGUUCUCGCCUAACUCGAGAGGAAGAAGAUGAACUAAGGCUCUUCGAGCGUCGUCGCAAAGCUGAAUGUCUCGGACGAGGUUCGGUGGAUCGAGUGCCUUACGAUGGUCGAGUUAGGAAUUGUGGGAGCUGCUCCGGAAUUCUCGAAGAAGGCGAGCUAUGCGUCAUUGCCAGUAGAGCCGACAGCGUCUUCCAUCCAGCUUGUUUCCAGUGUACAGAAUGUUCCACUCUUCUGGUCGAUUUGAUCUACUUCUCCCAUAAUAACAAGGUGUACUGUGGCCGCCAUCAUGCCGAACAAUUCAAGCCUCGAUGCGCCAAAUGCGAUGAGCUGAUAUUUGGCGAGGAAUGCACAGAAGCAGAGGGUAGAACAUGGCAUCUAAAUCACUUUCAAUGUACCGACUGUUCCAAAGAGCUAGGAGGUCAAAAGUAUAUGCAAAGAAAUAACAAACCAGUAUGCCUUGGAUGUUUCCACUCCGAAGGCUCAUCGUCAUUGUCGUGUGCCACAUGUAAUGGAGCGAUUCCUAUUGAGAAUCCCCACAUUUCCCAGGGUGAUAAGAGCUGGCACGCUGAUCGACGCUGUUUUUGUUGUUCCGUGUGCGGGAAAAACCUGUUGGGAAAGAAGUAUAGCUUAGUGGAUAAGAGUCUGUAUUGUGGAUAUAAGACUUGUGGUGGAGAGGAAGAAUUAUACGAUGAUGACAGUACCAUUCCAUGCUCGUCCCCUGCACAACGAAGACCGACAUCUGUUUCAACGAGAGGCACAGUUCAAGACAGACGAUUUCGAAGCACAGAAAGAAUGAUUACAGCCAGAAGACCACCCACUUUCCCAGCAGCACCUCGUCCUCCUCAGCGAGCCCCACCUCCACCUCCUCCAGCUGAAAAUGUAUAUGAAACCGUACUACCUUCAACAGCACAAAGGAUAGAAGCUUUUCGGGAAGAAGUGUCAAGAAAUGGCAGAAACCACUACAGUCGCACUCCAGAUAGAACACGACGACGGGAAGAGCUAGGAUACAGCACAUCGUCAUCUGACUCAGAAGAUGAAUCAUUCUAUAUCAACAAACUUCUCGCUGCUGCUUCUCUCAGCCGGAACUCGCAAAAGGGCCUACCACCGCUUUCCACAGUGAAGAUAGCGAAGACGAAGAAGAGCAACAGAUGCAUAGUAUCAUGA
Molecule: messenger RNA, 1473 nt
Organism: Cylicocyclus nassatus
Lineage: Eukaryota; Metazoa; Nematoda; Chromadorea; Rhabditida; Strongylidae
Source: the annotation of a GenBank genome assembly